AUGCAGAAGAUUGCUAAAAGAAUAGCAAAAGCUGAUUGGGAGAAACACAGACGAGAUCCAGACGUUGAGCCACUCAUACACGUAAAAGAUGAGUUAUCCGUUGCAGAAGGAUUAAUCUUCCGAGAACAACGAAUUGUCCUGCCAGAAGCACUCCAGAGAAAAGUGGUUAAAGUUGGGCACAAGUUGGGACAUUUGGGAACGACGAAGACGAAACAGAUGCUGAGAGAGAAGAACUGGUUCCCUCUUAUGAACAGUAUGAUCGACACAGCAAUUGAUCAGUGUUACGAAUGCAGAGUAACAACCAAAUUAAGAUCAUCCAAAAGAACCAAUCAAAGUGACAAAUAUUCCAAGCAAACCAUGGGAUACAGUAUCAAUCGACCACGGGGAACCGUAUCCGGACGGUCAUUACAACCUUGUUAUGAUUGA
Paramuricea clavata is the source of this 426-nucleotide messenger RNA. The record is from the annotation of a GenBank genome assembly. Lineage: Eukaryota; Metazoa; Cnidaria; Anthozoa; Malacalcyonacea; Plexauridae.